GGUUAAAGAGCUGGACGUUGACACACGUACGAAGUUCGACUUUGCGGUAUCAAAACAGGGAAAACAGCCAUUCGCGGUCAGUAAAGGGGAGUAAUAAAUGUAGGCAGUUUCCGUGAAAGUGCUUCGAGUUAAAUUUUCACAGCAGAAGAGUUGGGCUUUUAUUUUUAUUUUACCGAAGCUGCGGAAGUUCGUUUUCUUUGAGGUAAUCCGACGAGAACGACGUGACAAUUUAAAGGAAGAGACCUGACCAACACAAGACACAGUCAUGACGGAGACCAAAAGAAAAAGAAAGGAGCUUCCUGAAGAUGUUGCCUCAGAUGACUGCUUGGUUUCAUACACAUACAUCUACAGUCCAGAUCUACUCAAAGAUCAGGUUGCUUUUAUCACAGGAGGAGGAUCUGGAAUUGGACUCCGUAUGGCCGAGAUCUUCAUGAGACAUGGCUGUGACACUGUGAUUGCCAGCAGAAACUUGGACAAGCUGAAAGAGGCAGCGAACAAGCUGUCUGCAGCGACAGGACGACGCAGCCUUCCGUUGUGUAUGGACGUCAGGCAGCCUGAGAGCAUCAACGCUGCUGUGGAUGAGACGCUCAAAGAGUUUGGUCACAUAGACAUCCUUAUCAACAAUGCAGCUGGAAACUUCCUCUGCCCUGCUUCUGCGCUCUCCUUCAAUGCCUUCAAAACAGUUCUUGAGAUCGACACCAUGGGCACAUUCAACACCAGCAAAGUGGUUUAUGAGAAGUGGUUCAAGGAUCAUGGUGGCAACAUAGUCAACAUCUCUGCGACGCUUGCAUACAGAGGACAGGCCCUCCAGGUGCAUGCUGGUUCUGCCAAGGCAGCAAAUGAUGCCAUGACAAAGCACUUGGCUGUAGAGUGGGGGCCCAGUGGGGUGAGGGUCAAUGCCGUGGCUCCGGGGCCGAUCUCUGGUACUGAGGGCUUUCGCAGACUCGGUGGCUCUCAUGCAGAGGCUGCCCAGUCCUUCCAGUCCAUUCCUCUGCAGCGAGCUGGGAACAAGACGGAGAUGGCUCACUGUGCUCUCUUCCUGGCGAGCCGUGCGUCCUCCUACAUGACCGGAGCCAUCCUGGUGGCGGAUGGCGGAGCAUGGUUGACCUCGGCCAACGACGUCUCCAUGCUGUUGGGUAUAGCCUCCUCUAAAUCUGCUAAGCUCUGAGCUGGGGCUCUCCUGUCCUCCUCCUGACUCAGGUUAUUGGUCUGCUGCAAAGAAAACAGACAAGUGAACAAGCAAAAUUCAACAUGUUAAUUAAGUACUGAUCAGCUUAAUUGAUCAUUUUAGUGUUUUCCUCCUGCUUUUUGAUGCCUUAAGAU
Molecule: messenger RNA, 1323 nt
Organism: Nematolebias whitei (Rio pearlfish)
Lineage: Eukaryota; Metazoa; Chordata; Actinopteri; Cyprinodontiformes; Rivulidae
Gene: decr2
Product: 2,4-dienoyl CoA reductase 2, peroxisomal
Exons: 10
Coding region: 266-1168 (300 amino acids)
Biological process (GO): fatty acid catabolic process
Molecular function (GO): 2,4-dienoyl-CoA reductase (NADPH) activity
Source: RefSeq, a predicted model, not a curated record